Messenger RNA from Ostrinia furnacalis (Asian corn borer), 1340 nucleotides. RefSeq lists its product as uncharacterized. NCBI's taxonomy places the organism in Eukaryota, Metazoa, Arthropoda, Insecta, Lepidoptera, Crambidae. Bases 17 to 1261 code for a protein of 414 amino acids. The transcript has 3 exons. The record is from RefSeq and is a predicted model, not a curated record.
ACUGUUUGUUUUGCAGAUGGAAACUGACACCAAGAACUAUAACAUGUAUAAAAUGGGCUUUAGUCAAAAGAUACUUUUAGCAGAUGAAGCCGUGCCAACUAAAUUUGAUUGCCAAGAGGAUCGCAAAAGACGGCUGUCCGGUAAAGGAUCUUCUCGAAAAGUAUUCCUUAAAAGGCAAAGAACUGAUCUUAUUACAGAAUGUCUUCAAAAUCAAAGUGUUACUGAAACUGAAAGAUUACAAAAAGAUGAAGUUAUGACACAAAUGAUUGAACCUGAAGAAUUACCAAGAACUCAAGACAAAGAAAGUAUCACCAAUCCUAUUAUAACUCUAGAAAAAUCUGUUCAAGUAUCAACUAAAGUGAUAAGGCAUUAUAGGAGCAAACCCCAUUUAAAGUUUCUACAACAUCUCGUUUCACCUCGCCUUUUAAGCCUGAAUCAUGACGUCUUCAAGUAUCACAAUCAGGAGCUGUUAAAGUACCUAUUUAAAAGAAAUAUUGGCCUUGAAGAUGAAAAAUCUGAUAGUGAUAUUUCUUUGUUUGAAAGUGGUCAUUCAUCUCCUUUUAUACCUACAUCAUCAUCAAAGGUUACUGAUUCCGAUAGUAAUGUGACUGAUACCAAUGAAAAUAUUGAACAAUUACAAUGCCUUAAAAAUACUAUGCGUUUGAUUGAAAAGAAACCUUUGAUGUAUGUUGGUAUAACCAAAGAAUGUUAUUUCCUAAUUCAGUUAAUACAUAAGCACACAAAUAUAAAAGUGGAAAACAUAUUGCUAUGCUUUGAAAAAAUUAGAUUAAACAGUACAUUUUCCGAACUAGAGGAUAAUUUUGGAAUAUCAUUAUCUUAUGCCAGUAAACUAUUUGUAGGAAACAUACCAAUAAUAAGUAGUGUUUUAAGACCAUUCAUUGUAAACUUGGAUAAAAAAAUUAUUAAAAGUAAUCUUCCUAUUGCAUUUAGACACAACUAUCAUAAUGUCAGUUGCAUUAUUGAUUGUCUAGAAAUUGAUAUACAAAAACCAUCUAAGGCACUUCAUCUUCAUCAGGCACUGAAAUGGUCAGAAUACAAAAAGGGGAAUACUGUGAAGUAUUUAAUAUCCUGCACUCCUAAUGGAUUGGUUAAUUAUGUUUCUCAAGGGUUUGGGGGUAGAGCAAGUGAUGUUACGAUAGUAGAAAACUGUAAGUUUCUAAAUGGAUUACAACCAGGAACCUGCAUCUUAGCUGACAGAGGUUUCAAGCAUCUUGAACAAAUGCUUUCCACAUGUAAUUGAUAUCACACGCCUGCUCUGUAGAUGCACCCACUCGCGAGAAAUGCCUCGGAACCCAAGGUUUCACUUCGAUCACCGUAGG